CAUGUCUUUUAAAGGGAGUAACUUACUUAGUGUUCAAUAGUUUAUUAAUAGUUAUCAUUAAUCAUUACAGCGCUAUUGAGACUAAAUCUCCGUAGAGUUAUGAGUUAAAAAGCCAUUACACAGAUGUGCUCAAAACCCAAAUGAAUAAUAUUUUGGAAGCUUAAUAUUAUAAGAUUUUUCCCAUAGUUGUUGGGCAAACAAGUGAGCACAAAAACAUGCAUACAUUUACAAGACAUUCAUUACAUAAUGAAUGUAUGUAGCGUUAGAUUUGAACGGUGUACUCAGAGUAGUUUACUUAAAAAUCAUAUUGGGGCAAGUUGUCACAUGUUUUAAAUGCUGUACAUUUAUAUAAUUUAGUUGUUAAACAAUUACUUGACAUUUUACUUCAUUUCCUUUUACUCUGUCGCUUUUAAGAUUUAACUUAACCGAAAAGUCUACGUAGGUUCCACUGUCACAACUUACCCCAUACUGGGUUUAUUGUGAUAAAACCUCCAAGCUGUUUUUAACAACUAGCCCUGGUCUCCCCUAGAUACCCUGUUAAAAUCAAGGAUUUUCCAACUCUAAAGGGACAUGGACAUACCUCAGCAGUCUUCAUCGCCUCAUAUAACAAUAAAACAUUGCCCUGGAAUGAUGAAGGGAAUGAAACAACAUUGACCAGAGAGGCCUCCAAUCAUUCUGCAUCACGGAGAUAUCCCAUUGGCUACUUUGACUAAGUUCCUGAUUUAUUUGUUUGUUCCGGUGUGUGUUCCGUGAAGAAGUCAUGAAGACCCCAUUUUGGACCCUGCUGCUCUUAUGCUUGUGCUCCUCGGGUCACAGCAACUGCCAAGGGGACUGUUUGACCUGUGGACUCAUCCUACCUGAACACCAAGCGUUUAACACACUGGUAUGUAUCCUGGAAUGUGAAGCACAGGCAUCUCCUGCAUUGACCUGGGAUUUGUGUUACCAGGCAGCAGGUCUGAACCAGCUUUCACUACCAUUGCAGGAGGAGAAAACAUCAAAGCGCUCUGAGGAUGAAGCGGAGCCUCUGGCCACAGUGAGCAUAGAAAAUGACAAUGGUGUUGAGUAUACUGAGGCUUUGGAGCGCUUUCGACAUGCUGUGCAAGCACUCCGCAGCCAGCAGCCUUCAGAGGAAGAGGAGGAGAAACUGGAAAUUUCAUAUGACCCUGACCUUGACCCGAGGACAGAGGAGGACCAGGAAGGUAUAGGAGAAGAGAAGAGCGGAGAAGCAGCCGUAAGCAUAUCCAAGCGAUUUGGAGGCUUCAUGAAAGGUCGUCACGGUUUCCGGAAGUUGGUGAGCUCCGGAAGGCCUUUGCAGAAACGCUACGGUGGCUUCAUAGGGAUAAGGAAAUCUGCCCGCAAGUGGAACAACCAGAAGCGCGUGAGUCAGCUACUGAGGCAGUACCUGAGCUUGACGGGUCGCUCGGGGCGUUCAGGUCACACAAGCAACCUCUCCACCAGAAUCUGAAGACAGGAUGAAGUUUAGCUGGCCUUAGAGCACAGGCCCUGGCCUUUUCACUUACCUCAGCUCAACUGCUCAUCAGCCAUCAGUAACCUGUGAACAUCUAUCAUCCACAACAGCCCAGAACUAGCUAAAUCUGUGUUUAAUCAAAGAAGCGGAAUAUUUUGUAUAGCGUUGGUUUUUAUCAUUGACAUUUCCAUUGACAGUCCUGAUCUCAAUCAAGUUGUUAGGACAAAUGUUGCUGAUGAGAACUGAUUGUUCAUUACAGAAUCAAAACUCCUAGAUUAACCCUGAAGCAUUGUGAAAAAAAUAAAAGGCAAAGCAGUGAAACUUGAAUUGAGCACUUGAAUCAGUUACCAAUAAGAGCAGUGGUUUGUAGUGGAGGAUGGGGUUUGCUUGUUCUGUUUAAGAGAAAAGCACUUUAUAUUUGAUCCUUGCACACUGUGUUGUGCUAAGAUUGGUUGUUUUGCACACGUUCUUGAUGCACAGAACUGUCUUCAAAUUUACACGAGCAAUCAAACGCGCUAAUGGGUGAUAUGUAGCACAAUAUUGAAAGAACGAUCGUCUCUACGGGCUGUUUGACGUUUUUUGGAUCGAUGCUUCCCCCUGGAGUGUACACUCGAAAUUAUGCUCCGAAUGUUUGUGCAAUCCCACGCAAAAAAAACAAACAACAACAGAAUACAAAUCCUGACAAUAUCGCAGAAAUUAUACGACAACUUUAGGCUUUGUAAUCAAAACCUCACCUAAAUGUGAGUUUGGGAGGGGAAAUAAAAUAUAAUAAUAAAAGAUCACUUUAAAUUAAAUUAAAUUAAAACAACCCAGUCAUUACAUUACAAAUAUGUAUGUUGCCAAAAAGGCGCCUUUAAUUGUUUGGUUCAUCCUGAUGGUAAUGGCAUUUCGGUUUAGCAUGUGUUCCAGCUUUCUGAUAUUUGUUUAUGCAUGAACAUAUACUACUGAGGUCAUCUUUAGUGCUUGACAGACUCUCCCUCGCAUUACAAGUUUUGAAAACUGACACCCCACA
This is a messenger RNA of Carassius auratus (goldfish), 2480 nucleotides long. RefSeq names its product prepronociceptin-like. Lineage: Eukaryota; Metazoa; Chordata; Actinopteri; Cypriniformes; Cyprinidae. Gene Ontology annotation, cellular component: neuronal cell body; axon terminus; plasma membrane. The transcript is spliced from 4 exons. The coding region runs from base 761 to 1465 and encodes 234 amino acids. The record is from RefSeq and is a predicted model, not a curated record. Gene Ontology annotation, biological process: sensory perception; chemical synaptic transmission; neuropeptide signaling pathway. Gene Ontology annotation, molecular function: opioid receptor binding.